UAGUAGGAAGUAGAGACUGUACAUGCAGUAAGGCACAGUUGUUGACAGUUACGCCGCUGUCGAUAAGAGAUGAAGACAAGCGAAGAACAAAUUGAUGUUGGAUUGAAUCACUAGUAGACAGGAGAAUUAUAAAGAUUGAGCAGACAAUGGCGAAGACCUACACAGUGAGUGACCCUCAAGACUGGCAGUCUGCCACUGACUUUGCUGAGACGAAUUUGACGAUGUUGACACACAAGAUUGCUUGUGACGUCAGUUUCCGCGUUGGUCUUAAAAGGGAGAUAAUAAUGGCGCACAAGUACAUUCUGGUCAGCAGGAGUUCUGUGUUUUUUUCCAUGUUUUAUGGUCCCCUGGCGGAGAAAGCUGAAGUUGAGAUUCCAGAAAUUGACUCGGAUGUGUUUCACAGUUUCUUAAGGUACCUGUACACCAACAGCGUGGAAUUGACCACCGACAGCGUUACCGGUUUAUUGUAUGCUGCGAAGAAGUACUCCGUGAAGUCCCUUAGUGAAAAAUGUGUGAGUUUCUUAGACUCCGCCCUCAAUGCCGACAAUGCGUGUGACAUCUUAGAACAAGCGCAUCUCUACAAUGAGGAAGACCUUGCUGGCACGGCACUACGAGUCAUCACUGUCAACGCUCUGGACGUCUUCAAGUCUUUAAGCUUUAAGGAAAUGUCAAGACAAUGUCUCAACAGAAUACUCGAAUCAGACGAUUUGCGAGCAGACGAAAUGAGCGUGUUUUGUGCUGUCCUCUGGUGGUCGGAGGCUGAAUGCGUGAGACAGGGAAGGGAGAUAACUCCUGAUUCAAAAUGUGAUGUGUUAGGAGAUUCUAUCAACUACGUGCGAUUUCCACUGAUUGGACUGAAGUCGUUUGAACUGUGCAUAGGAAUAUUAGAUAAAGACUGGCUUAGUCUACUACGACCUUUCUUUGACACUAGAAUUGACAUUGAUGAAUGUACCGCAUCAUCUAUGUCGGCACGACCUCGUAAACAGCUUCCAACCAGAGUAAACCGGUUUUUGAAGACAGAGGAAUCUCUUUCGUGGACAUUCAAUGAGAAACGGAGUGACGCCAUAUCAUUCUCGUGCGACACGCCAGUGGAACUGCUGGGUGUCAUGCUAUAUGGAGCUUUCCCAACCCCAGAUGCAAACCGCAUUAUUUCGUAUUCAGUCGAAUGCAGUAUUGAAGAGGAUCUACGACAAGAUUAUCUGUCCCAUACGUUUUUCAAAGGCGGGAAUGUAUUGGAGGGGUCUUAUGUGGAGAAAACAGUUUUGGUCAGCGCCCAAGAGCACUUCAUGGACGUGCUUUUUGAGACCCCAUUGCAUUUGACCAAGGAUUUGAAAUAUACAAUUGUGUUGAAUGUUUGCGGGCCUGAUUCUAGAAGGGGGUGCAGGGGACGAUCUACAUGCGUCAAAGACGAAGUCUGCUGGACGUUUAAUUCAUCCUCAAAGAGCAAGAACAGUACAGACGUGGAACACGGACAGAUUCCAGGUCUCAUCUACAGUUGUUUGUGAAAGAACACUGCCGCACUGUUCACUGCCAGCUGCCACCUGCUCAUAGUUCGCAGUUCAUCUACUACACCUCAGCUUUUUCGUACGAUUAUGCAAUUCCUGACGCACUUGUCUCCAUAGUGUCACAUUUCUGUAUAUUUAUCACUGAAUUGUACCAAGUGCAAUAAAUAUUUUAUACUGUU
Haliotis rufescens (red abalone) is the source of this 1684-nucleotide messenger RNA. RefSeq names its product BTB/POZ domain-containing protein 6-like. The record is from RefSeq and is a predicted model, not a curated record. NCBI's taxonomy places the organism in Eukaryota, Metazoa, Mollusca, Gastropoda, Lepetellida, Haliotidae. The transcript is spliced from 3 exons. Gene Ontology annotation, biological process: neurogenesis. Bases 147 to 1505 code for a protein of 452 amino acids. Gene Ontology annotation, molecular function: protein binding. Gene Ontology annotation, cellular component: cytosol.